GAUCUGGCUGGGAGGCAAAGGACUGGCUCAGGGGGUAGGGGAUCACCAUGACUGGGAUGGCCUGGCUGGGGGCUCCCUCUGUGCUGACCAUCCCCCUCUCCCCCCCAGCCCCAUGGAGCGCCGCCGCCAGCUGAUUUCCAACACCCUGAAGGCCAAGAAGCGGCGCCUGCAGCCGGGACCUGAACCUGGGGAUGUGGGAGAGCCGGACAGACAGGAGGGUCCUGGGGCGGUGGAGUCGGCUAUCCGGUAUCUCGCCUCCCUCUUCCCUCGCCAGCUGUUUGAGGAUGCGCUGCCCCCCCUCGUCCUGAAGCACCAGCUCUACAGUCUGGUGAGGGACCGCACAGCUGUGGACAGGCAGCUGAGCCGGCUGAAGGACGAGGGGCUGAUCCGGCUCUUCCAGCUUGGAUUCGACUCAGACGUCUUUGGGGUGGCGUUCACCCAGGACUACACAGCCAAGGUGCUGCAGGCCGUGGCGGGGAAGGAGUACGCCGGGAUGGUGCGCAGGUUCCUGGAGACAGCGUUUGCCUCCUGUCCUGAACUCAGCUAUGACAACGGCCGCAUGCUGAAGGACUUCGGCUUCCGGGACCCGGACAUCACGCAGCUGGUAAAUGCCGGAGUCCUGACCGUCCGUGAUGCUGGCAGCUGGUGGCUGGCCGUGCCUGCAGCCGGGCGUUUCGUUAAAUGCUUCAUCAAAGGGCGCAAGGCCGUGCUGGGGAUGAUCCAGAAGGCCAAGUACAAGGAGAUUUUGCUGUCGGAUCUUCAGAGCCGCCGGGCUCCCAGCGCUGUGAAACUGGGGCUCCCCUACCACAUCCAUGACCUCAUCGGGGCCCAGCUGGUCGACUGCAUCCCCAGCACUUCUGGGACCCUGCUGCGAUUGGCCAACUCCUGACCCCGUGACCCGAGGAGCCACCCGGGAUCUGUGCCAAGCACUGACUGAGGCUGGGGGCGGAGGGGGCUCACCGUGGCUCCCUGCCUUGGGGACUGGGGUUUCCCAUCAUGCAGUGGGGCUCAGCCCCUGGGGAGUGACGGGGGAUCUAGGGGGUUUAAUUUAUUUUGUGGAUCAAUGUUUGCACAUGGGAGGGCUUGGGGGGUGACCUGGUGGGGAGAUGGCGAGAUUUGAGCUGCGGCUCAGUGGCAGGGCCGUGGAGGGCAAUAAAUGGGGGUUUCUCUGC
This is a messenger RNA of Chelonoidis abingdonii (Abingdon island giant tortoise), 1172 nucleotides long. It is a transcript of the gene WHR1, whose product is annotated as winged helix repair factor 1. Gene Ontology annotation, biological process: positive regulation of Ras protein signal transduction. The record is from RefSeq and is a predicted model, not a curated record. Lineage: Eukaryota; Metazoa; Chordata; Testudines; Testudinidae.